CACGGUCAUGGCAUCGUGGCUUUUCCUCAGGCGGCUUGCCGUCGCACUUGGAGCUCACUCACCCGCUCUUUCCCGUCGCCUCAUUCCCUUGUCAUCUUCUCUGUUCAGUCACUGCUCUUCAUCUCCAUCCUGUUUUUCAAGCUUCAGACUCAGGAACCAAUGGCUACCCCACAGGAAGAUUUCCGCAACUUCUUCGGAGGCUGUAGGAGACUAUUCCCUUGCCACGCCUUACCUUUCGGUUCUAAUUCACUGUCCCAAAGAUGUCGCAGAUGGGCUUGCAGACGCUCUCUUAUGCUUUGGCGCAGGUUCUGCCAGCACGGAUGAGGAUGAUUUCUGUGCAAAUACUGAUGAGGUUUGCAUUAGUUCCAUUUUCCCUGAAGAUCAGGACAUAAAUAUGUGCAUUUCACUCGCUGCUGAUUCCAUUGGUUUGAAAAAAACACCAAGAUAUGAAGUUAAAAUUGGUGAACAUGAUGACUGGGUAAAGAAAACUCAGGAAUCAUUUCAUCCAAUAGAGAUCACUGAAGGUCUAUGGGUUGUGCCCAAGUGGAUAACUCCUCCUGAUAGUCAAGCAACAAAUAUAAUUCUGAAUCCUGGACUAGCCUUUGGGACAGGAGAGCACCCAACUACUAAACUGAGCCUAUUACUCUUACAUGGCUGCAUAAAAGGGGGAGAACACAUACUGGACUAUGGCACAGGCUCUGGAAUUCUUUCAAUUGCAGCGCUUAAGUUUGGUGCUGCCUUUGCUUUUGGAAUUGAUAUAGAUUCUCAAGCAAUUGCAUCUGCAUCUCAAAAUGCCACCCUAAACAACUUAGGACCAGACAAAAUGCAACUGUAUCUUUUAACUGGAUCCUCCCCUUCAUGCGAUGUGGAAGGACAAAACAGAUCUGAGAUGACAAUUGCUACAGAAAAGAACAAGUAUGAUGUGGUUGUUGCAAAUAUACUCUUAAAUCCUCUAAUAGACCUUGCAGAUCAAAUUGUUUCUUAUGCAAAACCUGGAGCAAUUAUUGGUCUCUCCGGCAUCUUAUGUGAACAGGUUCAAUACAUCUUAGAAAGAUACUUACUUCUCUUGGAAGGCACAGUAGUGUCGGAAAUGGAUGGUUGGGCUUGUGUUAGCGGCAGAAAGAGAAGUAAUCUGGUGUGUGGUAGCAUCAUCUUUAAUACAAGUAGUGGGAGGCAUCUCUGACCUGUCAUACCUUGAAUUGUGAUAAAAUUUGCAGAUAGAUUCCCCAGUUUCAUUCCUUGAACUACUCUUUAAAACAUUUUGUCAAAGAAAAAAAAUUGUAUUAUUCUCAAUUAUUCUUUUUCCCUCUUCAAAUUUGCAAGAGAUACGCAAUGUAUUGUAACAGUAAUUCUAGAAUCCAAGUGGGGCGUCAGAACAGAACUCAUUUUGUGCUUCUAUUUUUGUUUUGGAGACAAAUUUGUUUUCCAAGAUCAUGUAGUAGCUCGGUCAUGGUCAUUGAAUUUCUCAAUUCUCA
Molecule: messenger RNA, 1475 nt
Organism: Neltuma alba
Lineage: Eukaryota; Viridiplantae; Streptophyta; Magnoliopsida; Fabales; Fabaceae
Product: ribosomal protein L11 methyltransferase-like
Biological process (GO): peptidyl-lysine trimethylation
Cellular component (GO): mitochondrion
Molecular function (GO): protein-lysine N-methyltransferase activity
Source: RefSeq, a predicted model, not a curated record